GUUUUGUAUCCAUGCUCAGUGUGGAUUUUAUCUUCUCCUCCAUAAUUUUCCAACAAAAUCUCACACAUAAUAAAUAAAUAAUAAUAACAUUAUAUUUGGAAAUAACAAAAAUAAUUAAAAUAUCGGGAUUGAUCUUGUUCUUAUUUUGCCCCCUUCCUCCCACUCCCACGAAUCACAAACCCUAACCAGUGUGUCUGGGAUUUCAGAGAAAGAGAAGAUGAAGGGUCUCUUCAAGUCCAAGCCUCGCACUCCUGCUGAUGUAGUGCGCCAUACCAGAGAUCUUCUUCUCGUUGUUGAUCGCACUACCGAAACCCGCGAAAGCAAACGUGAAGAGAAACAGAUGGCCGAGCUAUAUAAAAACAUCAGGGAGCUAAAGUGUAUCCUGUAUGGAAAUAGUGAAUCUGAACCAGUGUCGGACGCUUGUGCGCAGUUGACUCAGGAGUUUUUUAAAGAGAACACGUUGCGACUGAUUAUCAAAUGUCUUCCGAAAUUGAAUUUGGAGGCCAGAAAAGAUGCCACUCAAGUUGUUGCCAAUUUACAAAGGCAACAGGUUCAGUUUAAGUUGAUUGCAUCUGAUUACCUGGAGAAAAAUUUGGAUCUUAUGGAUAUUUUGAUAGUUGGCUAUGAAAACACAGAUAUGGCUUUACACUAUGGUGCAAUGCUGAGGGAGUGCAUAAGACACCAGAUUGUUGCAAAAUAUGUUCUGAACUCACCUCGUAUGAAGAAGUUCUUUGACUAUAUUCAACUCCCAAAUUUUGACAUUGCUGCAGAUGCUGCAGCAACCUUUAAGGAGCUCUUGACAAGGCAUAAAUCUACUGUAGCUGAAUUCCUUUCCAAGAAUUAUGAAUGGUUUUUUGCAGAAUAUAACACUAAGCUGUUGGAAUCUUCCAAUUAUAUUACAAGGCGCCAAGCUGUCAAGUUGUUGGGAGAUAUAUUACUUGAUCGUUCAAAUUCAGCAGUAAUGACACAAUAUGUGAGCUCAAGAGACAACUUAAGGAUUUUAAUGAAUCUUCUUAGAGAGUCAAGCAAGAGCAUACAAAUCGAAGCAUUUCAUGUUUUCAAGCUAUUUGCUGCUAACCAACGUAAACCAGCGGACAUUGUUGGUAUACUUGUUGCGAAUAAAAGUAAGAUUCUGAGAUUAUUGGAAGACUUCAAAAUUGAUAAAGAGGAUGAACAAUUUGAGGCCGACAAAGCUCAAGUGAUGAAGGAAAUCGAAGCCCUUUAACCAAGGGAACAACACACGUGAACUGCAAAUUGUCAAGUGUCAUGUUACAAUGUGGUAUCUCACUUUAGCGAAUUGUGUAUUGUAGUAGUUCUGUUAGUCUUCAUCAAGAUGAGACUAUCAUUUCAUUCAGACUUGGAUGCUUCCUUUCUGUAAUUUUAUAUCCACCCUCUAAAAUUGUAGAUAAAUAAAUUGCUUAAAUGAGCUACGUGCGCUUUAUGGCUUUGUAGGUGUUAGUAAUAAAGGUCUUCCAAGUUGCCGUGUAAAUUAUUAGUUGUGCGAGGUCAUGCAAUAAUCUGACAGUCACAAAUUUGUUUGACUGCUCUUCUACUUAUAUGCUGCUUUUGUUUCUUAUAA
Molecule: messenger RNA, 1579 nt
Organism: Cajanus cajan (pigeon pea)
Lineage: Eukaryota; Viridiplantae; Streptophyta; Magnoliopsida; Fabales; Fabaceae
Product: putative MO25-like protein At5g47540
Biological process (GO): intracellular signal transduction
Molecular function (GO): protein serine/threonine kinase activator activity
Source: RefSeq, a predicted model, not a curated record